AUGGAAAGCACAAACGAGUAUUUUUAGCUAUAAACUGUAACCAGAAUCAACAGCCGCGCCAUGGAGUCGCGUGAGCAUGCGUCUAUCCAGCUCCAAUGAGCGUGCGUUUUAGGGGCAGAAAAGAUUCCGAGCUGUGUUCAACAGCUUUACUUUCUUCCCAAUUUCUUCUUCGCCUUCAUUCAUUCGUUUCCCAUUUGCCCUCCAGAUAAUCCCGAGCUGAUCUCUUCACAUCAAGCCUCGUGUAAACCCUAAUCUCCUCCAUGUCUGCCUCUCCUCUCACAGGUUUCUUUCCUAUUUUGGUUGUUUGACGUCAUGCGUGACGUGUCAUGUUUGUAUCAUGAUAAUGUGAUGCUCCGUAUGUGGCUAUUGACAUGUAAAACGUCCCUGGUUUCAGAUCUGUCUCUUGGUUUUCGUUUUCUUGAUGGUUUGUUGUGUAAUUCUAGUAAAGUUUGAUUUUUUGUGGAGAUAGGAUGUGAUCACUGCGUAAUUGUGGAGGCUCCCUUGAUUAUGAUAAUUACUUGUUAGAAUACAGUUUCUUGAGUAUGCUUGCUAAGGUUGUUUGGAAUUUUGAAUAGUCAAUGCCAAAUUUGGGUCUGUGGGCUGCUGUUUUUGGUCUUAUCUUGCAGGUUACAGCUGAUUCAUUGAAUUUGUAAGCUUGAAGCCAACUGUCAUUCUUGAUUGGUUUCACUGGAUCCAGAAGACAGACUUUCACAGGGAGGGUGUGAUCAUCAAUUUUAGCAGCUCUUCUCAUAAUGGAUCCAGAAGACAGAUUUCUUGUGAAAGGAACCUUUGACCAAUUUCUGCCAUGGUAUUACUGCUAAUGUGCUUACUUGGAAAAGUGGGAACCAAUUGUCCUGGCCAUUAUUCUAUUGCCUCCCUUUCAAAAAAAAUUCAACCAUAAAAUUUUCAGGCAUUCAAAGUCUUUCUUCAAGUGUCCAGAGUAAUCCAGGGAAAAUUUCAGAUGAUUCAUCCAGAAGUCCAGACUCACUACAGAAGUCCCUGAAUUCUGGUGUAGUGAAGGAUCUUUCUCAGCUGAACUUUAAUAAGGAAAAAAAGAAAUUGGCUUCUUUUACAUGCAAAAUGGCCGAGCAUCCGGUAAAACCAAUCAAGAAUGUUAUCAAGAGUCAAGACCCAAAAAAGCCUACAUCUUUAAGCACCAAAGAUCAUCAUGCUUCAAGAAAGAAGGACAGGAAGGGUGGAAACCCUGUUCGGAUACCUCCAGCCUAUUCUGCAGAUGUUAAGUGUUCAAAUUCAUGGAUCUGUAAAAACUCCGCCUGUAGAGCUACUGUUUCAAUGAAUGACACAUUCUGUAAGAGAUGCUCUUGCUGCAUCUGUCACUUGUUUGACGAUAAUAAGGAUCCAAGUCUUUGGUUAGAAUGUACAUCACAGUCUGGUCAAGGAGAGUCUUGUGGCUUAACAUGUCAUAUCGAGUGCGCUCUCCAGCGUGGGAAGGUGGGGGUUGUUGACCUUGGGCAACUAAUGCAGCUAGAUGGUAGCUACUGUUGUGCUUCUUGUGGCAAAGUAUCAGGCAUACUGAGAUACUGGAAGAAGCAACUUCUUAUUGCAAAAGAUGCUCGUCGUGUUGAUAUCUUGUGUUACAGAAUAUACUUGUGUUACAAACUCCUGGAUGGAUCUUCGCGAUUUGAAGAACUACUUGAAAUCAUUAGAGAUGCCAAAGACAAAUUGGAAACUGAGGUUGGUCCUCUUGAUGGAGUUUCAGCUAAUAUGGCUCGUGGCAUUGUCAGCAGGCUUCCUGUUGCAGGUGAUGUGCAGUCUCUCUGUUCUCUUGCUAUCGAAAAAGUUGAUGAAUUGCUAGCCACAAAAUCUGAUGAAGUUCCUAAUUGGAGAGAGGAGGGUUCACUGCCAGCCGCGUGCAAAUUCCUUUUUGAGGAAGUGACGUCCUCUUCAGUUGUGAUUGUAUUGAUAGAAGUAUGCAGUUCAUCAUCUUCAGAACAUGUCCAAGGCUACAAGCUUUGGUACUGUAGGGCUAGGGAAGACAGCGACACAAAAGAGCCCGCUUGUGUCAUCCCCAGAACACAGCGAAGAGUUUUGAUAUCAAAUUUGCUGCCUUGCACUGAAUACUCAUUCAGAAUCAUAUCUUACACCGAGUCUGGUGACUUGGGUCACUCUGAGGCUAAAUGCUUUACAAAGAGUGCUGAGAUAAUAACCCAUAGAAAUUUGAACUCAUUAGCUCGAAAUCAUCAAGGGAAAGAAGUUCUAGAAGAAACCACAAACAUAGAGUCAGAUUCUGGAUUCAAGGUCCGAGACCUCGGGGAAGUCUUCCGACUUGCAUGGGCCCAACAAGAACGCUGUUUGGACGGGUACUGUAGCACAGAAAUGGAAAAGUUUUGUGAAGCGUGUAAUAUUGUCAAACCAAACACAGUACAUGACUGUAAGCCUUCAGUGUCUCGCCAGCUGGACUUGAAUGUUGCCACUGUUCCUGAUUUGAAUGAAGAGCUAAUCCUCCCCGUGGAAUCUUCUAGAGACGAAGACAAUGAGAACAGAAGUGGCGAAUCCCAAAGCUAUGGUGAGGCAACAGUGUCUCGAAAGAGAGUGGCUGCUAGCAACUCGGGCAGCACCCUGGUGGCCGGGGGUUCACCUUUUGGCCACUUGGACGAGAACUUUGAAUACUGUGUCAAGAUAAUCCGGUGGCUGGAAUGUGAGGGUCACAUUGACAAAGACUUCAGAUUAAAGUUGCUGACUUGGUUUAGCCUGAGGUCGAGCGUGCAGGAACGCAGGGUGGUCAGCACAUUUAUCCAAACACUCAUUGAUGAUCCAAAUAGCUUAGCGGGUCAGCUGGUUGAUUCGUUCUCGGACAUUGUUUCUAAUAAGAGGGCUCGCAAUGGUUUUUGCAGCAGCCUUUGGCAUUAAGUGUCCAUCUAGACUGAUUAUAUCCUAAUUCUCUCUGUACAUGCCAUUUUUUAAAAGGGCGACUUGCCAUAUUUUAGGUGAUUCAUUCGUAUAGUGGACAAGCCUGUCCAGCUAAACACAUUCUUGCUAUUUCUUUGUUAAGCAACUUGAUUCCUACUGACACGGAAAUAUUUUCAAAUUCAAGAAAUUUUACAUUACAA
Messenger RNA from Cuscuta epithymum, 3071 nucleotides. Lineage: Eukaryota; Viridiplantae; Streptophyta; Magnoliopsida; Solanales; Convolvulaceae. The record is from the annotation of a GenBank genome assembly.